AUGGCUCACGACGGCGCAUCCAUCCCAGGAUCCACUCAUGGCAGACCAGAUCCAGUCGGUGCGGCCCAUCCGGGGCUCGCUAACGGCAACGGUAACAGCGCAGGUCAGCUGAUCGUCUCCCCCGUGGCGCCGCCGACAUAUCUGACGCACAGGCUGAGAUUGAACCCUAAUUCAGAUCAUCAGCCCGAUAAUUACGAGGAUCUACAGCUAGAUUUCAGCUCAUCAGUCUUCAGCUCACUGGAGAGGUACCUCCCUCCUAAUCUCCUCCUCCAGACGCGCGAUGUGAAGGUCAAUUACAUGCGCGAUAUUCUCCUGCGUUACUACCCCGAAAGCGAGCGCCUCAGGUUUCAGAGGCACAGAGAGUACAGGCAGAAGAUCAUAUCUAACUACCAGCGCUUGCACAAGGAACUGUAUACUAUGCAGGAGGAGGAUGUUUUCCGCCACUCAUUCCUCAGGGCAAUCAGCGAGAACACUGAACAGGCAUUCAGAAACAUAGUCUCUGAGCCUGCACCAGGGAUUUUUACGUUUGAGAUGCUGCAGCCACGUUUCUGUGAAAUGUUGAUGGCUGAGGUUGAGAAUUUUGAGAAAUGGAUAAAUGAGACGAAGUUUAGGAUCAUGAGGCCCAAUAUGAUGAAUAAGUACGGCGUGGUUCUUGAUGAUUUUGGCAUGGAAACCAUGCUUGACAAGCUCAUGGAAGAUUUUAUCCGCCCGAUGUGUAGAGUUUUCUUUGCUGAGGUUGGUGGUCAUAUGAUUGAUGCUCAUCAUGGUUUCGUCCUUGAGUAUGGGAUGGAUAGAGAUGUUGACCUGGGUUUUCAUGUGGAUGACUCAGAAGUCACCUUGAAUGUAUGCUUGGGCAAACAGUUCUCCGGGGGUGAUCUUUUUUUCCGUGGUGUACGGUGUGAAAAGCAUGUAAACACGGAAACACAGUCAGAAGAAAUCUUCGAUUACUCGCACGUCCAGGGGCGUGCAGUGCUUCACCGUGGUCGCCAUAGACAUGGCGCGAGAGCCACCACAGCUGGCAAUAGAGUCAACUUAUUGUUAUGGUGUAGAAGUUCAGUUUUUAGAGAGCUGAGAAAGUACCAGAGAGACUUUUCCAGCUGGUGUGGAGAGUGCCAACGUGAGAAGAGGGAGAGACAACGGCAGUCUGUUGCUGCAACCAAGCUGGAAUUGCUGAGGAGAGAAGGGAGCUUUGGUUCUUGA
This is a messenger RNA of Striga hermonthica, 1200 nucleotides long. The record is from the annotation of a GenBank genome assembly. Lineage: Eukaryota; Viridiplantae; Streptophyta; Magnoliopsida; Lamiales; Orobanchaceae.